AUGGAACCGCUGCGCGGAACACUGGGUGACGUCAGCGGCGGCGCCAGCGCCAGCUGGGCGCUGGACGACGGCGGCAUUGCAGCAUCAGCGGCUGGUCCGGGCGGCGGCGACGACGACCGCGACGGCGACGGCGGGUGUGCCGAGGACCUGGAUGGCUGCGGCGGGGCGGGCGGCGAGGGCGGCCGUGAGGGCAGUCGGCACUGGGAAGUGCAGAGCCGGGAAGGGGACGCCGCAGCGGGCGGCGGUGGCGGUGCGCCCGUGGCGGCACGGCCGCGGCGGGCAACCAAGGUGUCCCAGGCUGACCUGUCCGCGCUCAAGUCGUUCCUGGCAAUGAGGCAGAAGGAGGCAGAGGAGAAUGCGACGGGCCAGCAGCCGCGGCCAUCGGGGCAGCAGGGGGCUCAUGCGGCGCAGGCCCAGCAGCGGCCGCCCCCGUUGCGCGCACCGCCUGGGGCGCCGGCGCUGGCGGGGGCUAGGAGGGCGCCAGUCUUUGGUGCGGCAGCCGCGGCCAGAAAGCCGGCGGGCGGCGGCGCCAAGGCGGGCAGGAAGGCGCCGGCGGGGGCCAGCGCGAGGAAGGCACUCCCUGCAAAACGUCCUGCAGCGGCCGCCGCAGCUGACGGCGAGGAUGCUGCAGCAUCGGCAGCAGGCGAUGGGGCCAACGGUGGUGUCGUGGCGCCGGCAAAGCCCGCCGCCAAAAGGGCCAAGAAGGCGGACGGCACCGCCCCAAAGCGGGCGCCCAAGGCGGCGGCGGCCACGGCGGCGGCGGCGGGAGCAGCAGGCACGGAGCCGGCGGUCACGGCGGGCAUCGUCGAGGUGCAGCAGGCGGACGCGGCCGCGGGCGGGGUGGAGCCCUCUCAGGCGGCACCCCUGCCGCAGCCGGCGGCGCCGAGCGCGGGCGCGAACGCAGCCGCGGGCGAGGCGCAAGCAGGCGCAGGGGCCGCGGCGGCGGGCGACGCACCAAAGCAGAAGCGGCCAAAGGCAGCGGCGCCGGACUCAGCGGCGGCGGUCGCAAAGGUCACCGACGCGCUGGCGGCGGCGCUGGCCGCGGCGGGCGGGCAGGCGGCUGCGGCGGGGCCGAUCAAGGGCGUCACCGCGCCAGAGCUGCAGUGCUACAUGCGGCACCACAAGCUGACUGUGGGAGGCAAGAAGGCGGACCUGGAGGCGCGCGCGCUGCAGCACCACGCGGCGGCGGCGGCGGCGGGGGCGGGGGCCGGAGCGGGGGCGUGA
Monoraphidium neglectum is the source of this 1224-nucleotide messenger RNA. RefSeq lists its product as hypothetical. Bases 1 to 1224 code for a protein of 407 amino acids. The record is from RefSeq and is a predicted model, not a curated record. The transcript has a single exon. NCBI's taxonomy places the organism in Eukaryota, Viridiplantae, Chlorophyta, Chlorophyceae, Sphaeropleales, Selenastraceae.